Molecule: messenger RNA, 1367 nt
Organism: Pocillopora damicornis (cauliflower coral)
Lineage: Eukaryota; Metazoa; Cnidaria; Anthozoa; Scleractinia; Pocilloporidae
Product: phospholysine phosphohistidine inorganic pyrophosphate phosphatase
Biological process (GO): dephosphorylation
Cellular component (GO): cytoplasm; cytosol
Molecular function (GO): phosphatase activity; inorganic diphosphate phosphatase activity
Source: RefSeq, a predicted model, not a curated record
UCGCAACAUGGCAGAUCGACCGGCCUGGCUCAGAAAGAAAAUUGGGGGAAUUUUGCUCGAUAUUUCUGGCGUCCUUUAUAAUGCUAAUGAGGGAGGUGGUGAAGCUAUUCCUGGAUCUGCUGAAGCAGUUAAGAAGUAGGCUGAAAGCAGCUGGUUACAAGGUGCAGUUUUGCACAAAUGAGGAUACUUGCACAAGAGAGCAGCUUGUCCUCAAACUUGGACAAUUUGGAUUCAACCUGUCAGCUAAUGAAUUACUUGCACCAUCUCCUGUUGCAAGAAAGAUUCUUCAGGAUCGUAAACUACGCCCGUUACUUCUGAUUCAUCCCAAAGGACUUGCAGAAUAUGAGGGAGUGGAUUGCACCAAUCCCACCUGUGUUGUUGUUGGCGGAGCUGAAGAUCAAUUUACCUAUGCACGCAUGAAUGAGGCCUUUAGACUACUUUUAACUUCAGAUAAUCCAGUUCUUUUUGCUUUAGGACAUGGCCGCUAUUACAGAAGUGGUGCAAAUCUAGUCCUUGAUGCAGGUCCAUAUGUAAAGGCCUUAGAGUUUGCUUGUGAUGUAAAAGCUGAGGUUAUUGGUAAACCUUCAGCUUCUUUUUUCCUAACUGCUUUGGACAAAAUUCAAGUAUUACCUGAAGAUGCAGUUAUGAUCGGAGAUGACAUUGUAUCAGAUGUGGGUGGGGCCCAGGCAUGCGGGAUCAGAGGAGUACAAGUUAGGACUGGAAAAUACAGACCUGGAGAUGAAAACCACCCUGCUGUAAAACCUGAUGGAUAUGUGGACAAUCUAGCACAAGCUGUGGAGCUCAUCCUCAAAUACAAUUGAGCAGAAUAUUACACUGAAUGAAUGAAUUGGUGUGUAAAGACAAAGGAUAGUCUAGUUUCAUCAAAAGAGAAUGUUGAUAUAGGAAAAGCGAGAAAAGAGUUCAAAUCAGUCAGGAUUGGCUUUGUACAUCAAUAUGUUCACCAUCUCAUUGGUUUGGUAACAAAUCAGGGUGCCUAGAUGUCAUGUGAAAAUGAUCUAUUGGGCAACAGUAAUGGGUUUUCAACUAAUGUUUGAAAAAGAAAAUAACUUUAAAAAAAUAUAGGAUAUUUACAUUAAAAAUAUUAAGUAGAGUAACUAUGUUAUGUUAGAAAAGAUGAAACAUUUAUUUCUCUCUAAAAUUAUGUUACAGCACUUGACAAGAAGAACAUAAUUUUGUUUGGCAUAAGUAAUAAAAGGUUUGCAAAGUUAGUUGUUCUCUCUCUCUACUACCUUAGAGCAUAUUUCAGGCCAAAAGGAGAUUUAAAUCACGACCAGUUUUUUCUAUUGAAAUAUUAGAUCUAGUUAAAUGCAAUUUAACGGAGUUAACAACAAAGAGCAUUAGCAUUC